Molecule: messenger RNA, 1147 nt
Organism: Erythranthe guttata (spotted monkey flower)
Lineage: Eukaryota; Viridiplantae; Streptophyta; Magnoliopsida; Lamiales; Phrymaceae
Product: putative xyloglucan endotransglucosylase/hydrolase protein 30
Biological process (GO): cell wall biogenesis; xyloglucan metabolic process
Cellular component (GO): apoplast; cell wall
Molecular function (GO): hydrolase activity, hydrolyzing O-glycosyl compounds; xyloglucan:xyloglucosyl transferase activity
Source: RefSeq, a predicted model, not a curated record
UUUUGAAUAGGAGAGAGAAAGCAAGAGAACCCACCAAAAAGAAAAUAAGAAAAUGCAAAAUGUAUCACCUGAUGUAUUCUCCGCUGAAAACAAAUAUUUAUGCACCUAUCUGUAUUUUCUUGUUUGUGUGCACCACCGCCACCACCUCCAUCGCUUUCAAUGUGACCACCCUCACUUUUGAAGAAUCAUAUUCUCCCCUCUUCAGCACAUUCAACAUUAAAAGAUCCCCCAACGACAAGACCGUUAAUCUCCUUCUCAAUCGUUUCUCAGGCUCUGGAAUUAUAUCAUCUGAUUAUUACAACUAUGGCUUCUUCAGCGCCAGCAUUAAGAUGCCAUCUGAACAUACCGCUGGCAUUGUCGUUGCAUUCUACACAUCAAACGUGGACACAUUUGAAAGGAACCAUGAUGAAUUAGACAUUGAGUUUCUGGGAAACACAAAAGGGAAGCCAUGGAGGUUCCAAACAAACAUGUAUGGCAACGGAAGCGUAUCACGUGGUAGGGAGGAGAGGUACCGAAUGUGGUUCGACCCAACCAUCGACUCUCACCGAUAUAGCAUUCUGUGGACUCCAAGAAAUAUCAUAUUCUAUGUUGACGAGAUACCAAUAAGAGAAGUAAUCCGCAACAAGGAAAUGAAAGGUGAUUAUCCAUCGAAGCCAAUGUCAGUAUACGCUACAAUAUGGGAUGCUUCUUCUUGGGCUACUAAUGGUGGCCAAGAGAAGGUUGAUUACAAAUACCAACCCUUUAUUGCAGAAUUCACAGAUUUAGUUCUUGAAGGAUGCAUUGUUGAUCCAACAGACCAAUUAUUGUCAUCCAACUGCACUGAUUCCAUUUCCGCAUUGAUUGGAAAGGAAUACUCUACAAUCACUUCGGAUGGCCGCAAAUCAAUGAAAUGGUUUCGAGAAAAAUAUAUGUAUUAUUCAUACUGCUAUGACAAUUUAAGGUACCCUAUCCCACCUCCAGAAUGUAUAAUUCUUCCCUCAGAAAGGGACUUGUUCAAGGACAGUGGGAGGUUGAGGGAAAGGAUGAAGUUUCACGGUGGCAUUCACCACCGUCGUCGCCAUGGGAGGAAUGGGAGGAAUUCUAGGCGACGGAGCAAGGGAGUUGCUGUCGUAUGAUAUGCACACACACACACACACGCACACACACA